Messenger RNA from Diaporthe citri, 1857 nucleotides. RefSeq lists its product as uncharacterized. The transcript has a single exon. The coding region runs from base 1 to 1857 and encodes 618 amino acids. Gene Ontology annotation, molecular function: ATP binding; nucleic acid binding. The record is from RefSeq and is a predicted model, not a curated record. NCBI's taxonomy places the organism in Eukaryota, Fungi, Ascomycota, Sordariomycetes, Diaporthales, Diaporthaceae.
AUGUUUGGGAAGGCUCUUUCAGAAGCCGUGUGUCCGCUUUGUCGGUUCGCGCUCGACUCGAGGAGGCCAGCGAUACGAAAUGCAAUCCCUCAGCCAUGGGCCUACCGGUUCGCCUCGAGCUACAGACAAAAGCGCUCCACGCCCUCCCGGAUGGUGCUGUCCGACAACGUUACGCGCCGACGAGACGACGAUGGCAGCAAGAAACCGCGGCGGAGAGCAGUCGACGGCCCCUUCUCGGGCAUGAACAGAACGGUCGCAAACAUCGAUCCCAUGCGACGGAUAGCGCAGGCGCGGGGGCGAGACAAGGACGAAAAAGCGGGCACGGAACGCGACGGCAAGGACGCCAAACCCAGGUUCAAAGCCCUGCGUAUGCAACGGGCCCUGACGUCCUUCAGCUAUGGACAGAGGAUGAACCUCAAAGAUCGCAUGAAAGAGGUGGAAAGCUUCGACCAGUUUGACCUGUUGCCGGCGAUCAAGGAGGGUGGCUUGAAGGAUAUGUUCAAGGACAAGGCCGAGAUCCAGCCCACCCCGGUACAGAGGCUUGCGAUCCCAGCUCUCCUGGGUCAACAUAUCGGUGCGCCUAGGCGUACGAAAACAAAAGCUGUUCCCAGCGAAGCAAGGCAGGAGUUCUUACUGGCGGCCGAGACGGGAUCGGGCAAGACGCUGGCUUACCUGCUCCCCUCGGUUAACGCCAUGAAGAUUGCUGAGGCGCAGGACCAGGACGUCGCGGCGUAUAACAAGAGGCUCGAAGAGGAGAAGGCGCUGCGUGCUGAUCCGAGGUAUAAGGGCAAGUCCUUGUUGGAGCCGCAUCCUACUACAGCCCGGCCACGAGUCAUCAUAUUGGUGCCGACCGCCGAGCUCGUCGACCAGGUGGGCGGGGUGGCCAAGAAACUGUCACAUUCGGUCAAGUUCAAGGUGGAGAAGAUAUCAGCCAACUUCGACGCCAAGGUCAUUGAGCGCCGGAUCUACAGGCACGAGGGGCUGGACGUGGUGGUCGCCACGCCUCACCUGCUGGCAUCUAUCGCAGAGUCGGACCCCAACGUCCUGUCACGGGUGUCGCACCUAAUCAUCGACGAGGCCGACUCGCUGCUUGACCGCAGCUUCAGCUCCGUGACGACGAGCAUCAUGGACCGGGCCAUGCCCUCGCUCAAGCAGCUGAUUAUGUGCUCCGCCACGAUCCCCAAGCGGCUGGACCACUACCUGUCCACCAGCUUCCCCAAGAUGAACCGCAUCGCGACGCCGAACCUGCACGCCAUCCCCAGGCGGGUGCAGCUGGGCGUGAUCGACGCGAGCAAGGACCCCUACCGCAACAACAAGAACCUGGCCUGCGCGGACGCGAUCUGGUCGAUCGGCAAAGGCGCCUCGAUGCACGAGGGCGCGGUGCCGGGCGAGGUCGAUGUGAAGCGCGUCAUGGUCUUCGUCAACGAGCGGGAGAAGACGCAGGAGGUGGCCGACUUCCUCGUGUCGAAGGGCGUCGACGCUGUCGCCCUGCACCGCGACACGCCCGAGCAGCGGCAGAGCGAGAUGCUGGCCACGUUCACGUCGCCGGUGCCCGUCAGGAGGCUGAUGGACGACGUCGAGAGGAGCAGCCCGGUGAAGGGCAAGAGGCACCUGCAGAACACAAAGGUCAUCGUGGCGACGGACCUGGCGUCGCGGGGCAUCGACACCCUCGGCGUGAGGCACGUGGUGCUCUACGACGUGCCGCACACGACCAUCGACUUCAUCCACCGGCUGGGCAGGGUGGGCAGGAAGGGCACGCGCGGGGGCAGGGGCAUCGUCAUCGUCGGCAAGGACGACAGGAGGGAUGUGGUUGCGGAGGUCAAGGAGAGCAUGUUCAUGGGCCAGGCGUUGUUGUAG